UCCAUUGCAGAAUAACUCCAGCGGAUCUCUACAGUUUUCAAGUCCAAAACUCCGCAUAAAUUCGUCUUUAGUGCUUCAAAUUUGACCCAAAACACGAUACUUUGCGGAGAAUACACAUUUUACCAUCUGUUUAUCAACCUGCUGUCAUGACUGAGGGCACGAAGGAGCGAGAGCGUGAAAAGGCGAGGGGCGGCGUGCUGACGUGAGGCAGAUGGACAGGUGUCUGCGUCGGCGUGGGGGUCCGUACAAGACUGAAGCGGUCACAGAUUUAAACAGGUGGAGGUUGAAAAAUGAGGAGGGCCGACAGACGUGGAGGUUUUCAAGGGAUGAGGAGGAGGAGGAGGAGAGGGAGCAGACGAUGUUGGAGGCACAUUCACUUGGACUGGACACGAGUAAGUUCGUGCCUGCCUCUGCUCCGGCUCUCACAGCUGUGGACUCUGCUCUCAAAGGAAUGAACUUCUACAAACAGCUCCAGGCUGAAGACGGACAUUGGGCCGGAGACUACGGGGGACCACUGUUUCUGCUGCCAGGUUUGCUGAUCACUUGUCACGUGGCUAAGAUCCAGUUACCUGAGGAGUGGAGGAAAGAGAUGGUGCGAUACCUGCGAUCGGUUCAGCUGGAGGACGGAGGCUGGGGGCUACAUAUAGAGGAUAAAUCUACAGUCUUUGGCACUGCCCUGAGCUACACGUCGCUGAGGAUUUUAGGAGUUGACCCUGAUGAUCCAGAUAUGGUCCGGGCCAGAAACAACCUUCACAGCAAAGGAGGAGCUGUGGGGAUCCCGUCGUGGGGGAAGUUCUGGUUGGCCGUUUUAAAUGUUUACAGUUGGGAUGGACUCAACACUCUGCUGCCUGAGAUGUGGCUGUUCCCGUCCUGGAUGCCCGCUCACCCCUCCACGCUCUGGUGCCACUGCCGACAGGUCUAUCUGCCCAUGAGCUACUGCUACGCUGUACGACUACGAGCGGACGAGGAUGAGUUAGUACUCAGCCUCAGACAGGAGCUGUACACUCAGGACUACAAUGCCAUCCACUGGCCGUCUCAGAGAAACAACGUGGCCCAAUGCGACCUGUACACACCUCACAGUACUCUGCUCAACAUCGCAUACAUGAUGUUAAACGUGUAUGAGUCCCACCACAGCUCUGCUCUGAGACAGAGGGCUGUAGAGGAACUGUAUGACCACAUCCAGGCCGACGACCGCUUCACCAAGUGCAUCAGCAUCGGACCGAUCUCUAAGACGAUAAACAUGCUGGUGCGCUGGUACGCAGAGGGUCCAGCAUCUGCAGCUUUCAAAGAGCAUGUGUCCAGGAUCCCCGACUACCUCUGGUUGGGCUUAGAUGGGAUGAAAAUGCAGGGCACCAAUGGCUCUCAGCUCUGGGACACAUGUUUUGCAGUUCAGGCUUUUCUUGAGGCUGGGGCUCAGGAUGAACCUUCCUUAACAGAAUGUCUAAAGCAUGCUCACCACUUCCUCAACAUCACUCAGAUCCCAGAGAACCCUCCUGAAUACAAGAAGUACUACAGACAAAUGAACAAGGGCGGAUUCCCCUUCAGCACCAGAGACUGUGGCUGGAUCGUGGCCGACUGCACUGCCGAGGGCCUGAAGUCUGUGAUGCUGCUGCAAGAAAAAUGUGCUUUUAUUUCGGAUCUUGUGAGUCCUGAGAGGCUCUACGACGCCGUCAACGUGCUGCUGAGCAUGAGAAACUCAGACGGAGGAUUUGCGACAUACGAAACCAAACGAGGGGGAAAACUUCUGGAGCUGCUCAACCCUUCAGAGGUCUUUGGAGACAUAAUGAUCGACUACACGUAUGUGGAGUGCACCUCAGCAGUGAUACAGGCCCUGAAACACUUCCACCACAAACACCCUGAGCACAGAACGCAAGAGAUCAGGUCGACUCUCAAAGCAGGUCUGGACUACUGCAGGAGAGUGCAGAGGCCCGAUGGAUCCUGGGAAGGGUCUUGGGGCGUGUGCUUCACUUACGGGACAUGGUUCGGUCUGGAAGCCUUCGCCUGCAUGGGUCAUGUCUAUCAGGACGGUCUUGCGUGUGCAGAGGUGGAGGGGGCGUGCCGAUUCCUCCUGUCCCAGCAGAUGGAGGGGGGAGGCUGGGGAGAGGACUUCGAGUCAUGUGAGGAGAGGAGAUACGUCCAGAGCUCUGAGCCUCAGAUCCACAACACCUGCUGGGCUCUGCUGGGCCUCAUGGCGGUCAGACAUCCAGACACAGAGGCCAUAGAGAGAGGAGUCCAACUGCUCAUCAGCAAACAGCUGCCCAACGGAGACUGGCCCCAGGAGAACAUCGCAGGAGUUUUCAACAAAUCCUGUGCCAUUAGCUACACCUCAUACAGAAACGUGUUCCCCAUCUGGACUUUAGGUCGCUUCUCUUCUCUGUACCCCUCCUCUCCUCUUGCCAGGAAAACCAAAAUAUGAACAAAACUUAAAGUGCAUAUGAGAGGUUAGACACCACAGUUUACUAAAAUGUUUUUAACAUAAUUAGACAGAAGGUUACACUAAUUUUCCCUAAUUUCCCUAAAUUUUUGUGACAUACGUAGAGGUAAACUGUAUAUAGCAAUCAUUCUGUGAGCACGGACCAAAACUUGUCUAUAUUGCGUAAUAGUUAUGUUAAUACCUUUUGUUAAAGAGGAGGUAUUAUGCAAAAUAGAUUUUUUUUUUAGCUUUCUACCUUGUUUUAACAUUAUUCCCUCAGCAAAAACUCACCUGAAGAUUUUUUAAAUGUCACCCAUGCAUGUUUGAGUAAUCUAGUGAUCUCUCCCAGGUUAGCUGUAAGAUUCUGUCCAAGGCUCCGUCAACAAGCCUAACGCCACCCAAUAUACAGAAACAUGAUGCAAAAUUGUAUACUACAACUUCACAAACCUGAAGUGAUUUACAGUAGUUUCAUUAGCAGGAUGCACGCUGAUUGUGUUGUAAUAGAACUCGUACGGGGGAGUGACUUAGUGUGGAGAGCAAAUGGAGGGGAGACUUAGCGUAGAAAAAUGAAAGUGAAACAUUUUCAGCAAAUAUAGCAUUUUUAAAACAAUAAAAUGUCACAUGGUGAUCUAAAUAUGUUCUGUGCUGUUAAUACUCCAUAGAAGUAAAACACCCCCUCUUUAAAGGACGGUUUAACCUGUAAAUUGUCUCUGCAUUUUGGAUGGAAAUGUAUGUGGCGGUUCAAUUUUAGAACUACCACUUAACUGAUGUAAAACUGAUAAAUACUGACCACACUACUAUCUCCCCAAACCAAGCCAGAAUUAGAAAAACUUGAAGACGUGUCAUAUGCACUUUAAACAAUCAAACGUAUUCUAUCACAGGAUUCCUCAAAGCAAAACACUGUGUACCAGGAUCUGACCAGACUACUUUCAUUUCAAGAUUUCUGCAUGUAAUGCAGUGAAAAUUAGGAAUGUUUUUGUAAUAUGCUGCUAUCAGAUAAUUUAAGAAUAAAUAAUUUUAUAAUGAA
This is a messenger RNA of Boleophthalmus pectinirostris (great blue-spotted mudskipper), 3440 nucleotides long. It is a transcript of the gene lss, whose product is annotated as lanosterol synthase (2,3-oxidosqualene-lanosterol cyclase). Gene Ontology annotation, molecular function: lanosterol synthase activity. NCBI's taxonomy places the organism in Eukaryota, Metazoa, Chordata, Actinopteri, Gobiiformes, Gobiidae. The coding region runs from base 212 to 2416 and encodes 734 amino acids. The transcript has 23 exons. Gene Ontology annotation, cellular component: lipid droplet. The record is from RefSeq and is a predicted model, not a curated record. Gene Ontology annotation, biological process: triterpenoid biosynthetic process; cholesterol biosynthetic process.